Molecule: messenger RNA, 1333 nt
Organism: Trichophyton rubrum CBS 118892
Lineage: Eukaryota; Fungi; Ascomycota; Eurotiomycetes; Onygenales; Arthrodermataceae
Exons: 4
Coding region: 74-1192 (372 amino acids)
Biological process (GO): ubiquitin-dependent protein catabolic process
Cellular component (GO): COP9 signalosome
Source: RefSeq, a predicted model, not a curated record
GAGACGCCCUACUUAGUACCCCCUUUGUUCAAAUCUCGCUUUUUGUUUUAUUGAUCUACGCUGCGCCCGGGAUAUGGCAACUCAGCUGCUGCUGUCGUUUCCACCUUCAGCGGAGGUAUCGGAUGCAGAGUAUGACAAGACAAUACGUUCGUUCUGUGUCAGUCUCAAAAAGCUAUCUUUUGGUGCUUUAGUCGGCCCAAACACAUCUGGGCAGGGAAAUCAUCUUGAGAUACUGGACCCAGCCAUACACUCUGUGGCAUAUUUACAUGUUCUUCUGGCAUGUCAUCAGAUUUCUCAAAAGUCUGAUAAAUCAUCCUUUCAGCCGGGCGGGGAAGGCUGGGAGAAAGCAUUGAUAUUUUUCGAAAAAUUUGACCCGGUCCAAGUCCGCUAUGCGGGGCGUGAAUUCACAAAUCUAGUUGAAAUCAUUGCAGUAAUUGCAAGCACUCCGCAAAAGUCAUUGCUGGCCAUUCAGCCCCUCAAGAAUGCCUUGCUUCGGCUGGAUCCCUCGGGUUCUACCUUGACAGCAACACACACAUUGUUUGUGCGUACAUGCCUUAAAGCUAACGCUUGUCGUGCUGCAUUGCCAGUACUGGAGAGACCUAUCUUCCAUAUACCUACAUCAGUGGAUAGAACAUACCAUAAACGAGCGCAGAUACUACCCUGUGUCAAGGAUCAAUCUAGCUCAACAUUUAUUACGGAUCUCUCUGGUCUUGCGGGAAUGAUUACUCACCAUACUUAUCUCGAAUAUUACCUAUACGGGGCUAUGAUAUACAUGGUUCGAAAGGAGUGGGAUGACGCUUUGAGGUUCCUACACAUUGUUAUAGCUGCGCCAGUCACUAAUACUGUGAGCAAGAUCAUGGUUGAAGCGUACAAGAAGUGGAUUCUAGUGCGUCUUUUGGCCAAGGGACAGGUCUCAGCUUUGCCACGGGGGAUACCUCCAUUUGCAGUGAAGAUAUUUAAGUCUCUCUCUAGACCUUAUGAAGCGCUUGCAGACAUAUUCCGCGACGGUACUCUGCAAAGAUUGGAAGCAGAAAUAUCCGUAGGAAUUGAUCUAUGGGAUCGGGUAAGUUUAAAAGAAUGCUUUUCCGGCAGCUUAAUUCCGAGAUGUGACAUGAUAUUGACCUACAGCAGGAUGGGAACGCCCACCUUGUAUACCAGCUUCCUGCUGCGUAUCGUCGGUUCUCUAUUUUGAAGUUGGAGAGGGUGUUUUCAGCGAUAUCAAUACCUGAAAUUGCAAACAGAGUCUCUUACGAAUGCUGUUCUGCUCAAAAAUUAGAGGAGUAUAUCGCUUCAUUGAUAGCGGAUGGUCAGUUAAACGCACGACUUGUCCAGG